GUCUCUUCUUUGUCACAGAAUGGCAGCGCCGGCCCUUUUUUCACCCUGACACUCAGUUUUGUUUCCUGUACAGCUGUCAGUCGUCUCUUCACCAUCAACAACAUGGCUAUACGCAGAAAAGACAGCUUCCUCUGGGGGAAAGCUCCACCAAAACUCCCCCCAGGAGACAGGAGGCAGGGCGACACCAUCAAGAUUCACAAGUUUGAUCUGCUGGAUGACAUUCAGAAGCUGAGGCUGGAGAUCAAUCACGUCAUGCCAGAAAUCCACAGCCCUGAAAUGAAGGAACAGAAUAAAACUGAUGUGAGAAACAGGAGAUUCUUACGCGGGAAAAAGAAAUUCAACAUGGACCCCAAAAAGGGUGUCCAUUACCUAGUUGAAAAUGACCUGCUGGAAUGGCGAGCAGAGUCGGUGGCUGAGUUUCUUUACAAAGAGGAGGGACUGAAUAAGACCGCCAUCGGCAACUUCCUGGGAGAAAGGGAGGAAAUGCAUCUGCAGACACUGAAAGCGUUUGUGGGCCUGCAUGAAUUCUCAGACCUGAAUCUGGUGCAGGCGCUGAGGCAGUUUCUGUGGAGCUUUCGUCUCCCGGGAGAAGCUCAGAAGAUUGACAGGAUGAUGGAGGCGUUUGCAACUCGCUACUGCGACUGUAACCCAGGGGUCUUCCAAUCCACAGACACCUGCUACAUCCUGUCUUUUGCCAUCAUCAUGCUCAACACGAGUCUCCACAACCCCAACGUGAAAGAAAAACCCAAUCUGCAGCGAUUUGUUACCAUGAACAGAGGAAUCAACAACGGGGAGGACCUGCCUACCGAGCUGCUCACGAAACUGUACGCGAGCAUCCGCAGUGAGCCGUUCAAAAUCCCAGUGGAUGAUGGGAACGACCUCACGCUGACAUUUUUUAAUCCAGACAGAGAAGGCUGGCUUCUUAAAAUGGGUGGUCGAGUUAAAACCUGGAAGAGGAGGUGGUUCAUUUUGACAGACAGCUGCUUGUACUACUUUGAAUAUACCACAGAUAAAGACCCGAUCGGGAUUAUUCCUCUGGAGAAUCUGUGUGUCAGGAAGCUACAAGACUCAGGCAAAUCGUAUUCUCUGGAGUUAUAUAACUCGAAAGGACAAAAGAUCAAGGCCUGCAAGACGGAGAACAAAGGCAGAGUGGUGCAGGGUAAACACCAGUCCUAUAAGCUCAGUGCAGCCAGUGCAGAAGAACGGGACGCCUGGAUAGAUGCGAUCAGAGCGAGCAUCACCAAAGACCCGUUUUAUGACCUGGUGUCUCUACGAAAGAGGAAAGUCAUUAACAACAUUUCUUAACAGGACUGAAACACAAGAUAUGAAUGAACUUAUGACGAAGACUGUUCAGGAAAAAGAAAAACAAAACAGAAUCACAAAGCAUUUCACAGAAAUUAGGAACUGAUACCUUUUAAAGUGUAAAAAAAAGAAAAAGGGAACUAUUUGUGGCUUCGUCUUCACAUUACUUCUGCAAACUGCACACACUACUGCACCGACUUCAGGGGCUGACAGUCUUACUGACAAACAUCUGCUGCAGGGCGAGUCCCAGAGGGGGCAUGGGACCCCUGGAAGCUGAUUGGCUGCUUCUGUUGCCCUCUACCAGAGUCAGAGGGUGAAAGGAAGUUGGCUUGGAUGGAUUACUGAACAGGCCUACUGGGUACAGUUCCAGGGCCCCUGAUAACAUUUAUUGUGGGAAAGAAUUGCACAAAAAACAUGUAUAUCAACCACGAAGAGACGAAACAAAACUAAAAAGAGAUGCAAAAUGACCACAAAGAAACGCAAAACGACAACAGCGGGACUCAAAAUGACUAAAAUAAGACUAAAAGUUCCACAGAUAUGCAAAACAACUAAAAUGAGACUCAAAUGAAUGAAAUGAGACUCAAAAUGACUGUAAAGAGAUGCAAAACGACUAAAUUGAGACUCAAAAUGAUGACAAAGAUGCAAAACGACUAAAACGAGACUCAAAACGACUAAAAUGAGACUCAAAAUUAUUAAAGCAAGACUCAAAAUGAGACUCAAAAUGACUACGAAGAGAUGCAAAACAAACAAAAGUUAUGCAUAACGACUAAAACGAGACUCAAAAUGACUAAAACGAGACUCAAAACGACUAAAAUGAGAAUCAAAAUUACAACAGAGAUGCAAAAUAACUAAAACAAGACUCAAAAUUAAUAAAAUGAGUCAAAAUCUUUACUCAUUUUACAAAUAUGCCCCCCAACCCCCCUCCCUAUUUAAUUGUUGUAAAUAAAGUGAUAAAGCAGGGGUAAAAGAAAAAUAGCUAAAAGAUCCUGUCAAGUUUUAAAAUUAACUUAUGAAUACUUUGAAAUUGUACAGUAUAUUGUAUUUAGCUUGAACAUAUCUAUAAUCACAGUGUUUUUUUAAUGACUGUAUGUAUAAUUUAAUGACUUUAUAUUGAUGGUAGAAUCUACUUGUUGUACAUUAAACCGGUUUAUAGUGAAUCUGUUUGUGUGGCUGUUUGUCCAGCAGAUGGAGCUACAUCAUCAUUACUUCUUCUUUCAUCCAGGUCGUUCAAACAUUAACUUUUAUAUGACACACACUGAAUAUCUUUACAACAUAAUUACUGUUAUUAAUGAUGACGAAGAAAGCAGUUAAGCUACUGAGAAAUGUUAUUAGAUUAAGAAGGUAUCUGAUGUUUAUCUGAAGGCUUUUCCUGUGCAGUUCCUGUUGUGAGCGUGUGAUGCAGUAAGAGUUGUGGUUUCCUGGGAGCAAAAAACAAAACACCUUUGCUUUUGUUUGUGAAAUACAUUUCCUCACGAUGUCAAACAUGGGAGGGUUUAAUCAUCUUGAUAAUGAAAAAUAAACUUCUUCAGGCUUCUUUUUAAAAGCUUAGAGGACACUUAACCCUGCUGCUGUGCUGACAUCAGCUUUAACCUCACUGUUAAAUUUACAUUAUUUUUCCUUAUUCAAACACAAUAUGUAUAAAAGUAUAAAAGUAUAAAAGUGUUAACUCUUCCUGUUGCCAUAAACUGGACUUGCACAAUUGAUGAAGGUGACUAAAUACAGAAAUGACAAUAAAUGAUUAUUACACAAAAAAAUAUAUAUAUACUGUAUAUAUUGGAGAACCUGCCAAAAUCAAAAAUAAAUGAAAAAUAAAUGAA
This is a messenger RNA of Sebastes umbrosus (honeycomb rockfish), 3119 nucleotides long. Its product is annotated as cytohesin-2-like. The record is from RefSeq and is a predicted model, not a curated record. The transcript is spliced from 13 exons. The coding region runs from base 103 to 1305 and encodes 400 amino acids. Gene Ontology annotation, molecular function: guanyl-nucleotide exchange factor activity. Gene Ontology annotation, biological process: regulation of ARF protein signal transduction. Lineage: Eukaryota; Metazoa; Chordata; Actinopteri; Perciformes; Sebastidae.